Molecule: messenger RNA, 2142 nt
Organism: Cotesia congregata
Lineage: Eukaryota; Metazoa; Arthropoda; Insecta; Hymenoptera; Braconidae
Source: the annotation of a GenBank genome assembly
AUGUCGAUGGCUUCAAUAGAAACGAUGGACUCCAUCAAGGAGUUACCACCGCGUAAAUUUGUAAAUCCAAAUUUAAUAUCCCUCAAGUGCCUUCUAUUUAUUUUUUUUGGUGGUAUGGGCUGUCUCUUUCCAUUUCUUCCACUCCACAUGAUUGCGGUGGGACUGACAAUGGAAGAAACGCGACUGGUGUCAAUAAUAUCGCCUGUAAUAGCGAUAUUAGGACCAAUUAUAGCAGCACCGGUAGCGGACAAGAUAGCAGCUCGUCAAGGCUCCAAGCCGUCAAACGGGCGCUACUUGAGAAUAAUGAUAGCUCUGGUAUGUUUUCUGUCGGCUGUGGUCUACUCACUGUUGCUGUUGGUGCCCGUCGUCGAGAGAAUAGAGCUUCCGCGAGAGCACAGACCCACGCUUAGAUUUUCCUGCAACCGCGAAGGCGCGACAGUAUUUCAGGAACGCAUAGAUGAAUUUUCCACGUGCUACAACUGGACCAGCGAGAGCCGAGUAUGCGCGAUUCUCUUGAAAAAUUGCAACUACGCUUGUCAUCCGAUAGUUCCCAGGCCGAACCAUAUGUUCCUAAAUAGCCCGACGCCUGCUAUCGAUGUUCCUCCAAACACCGACAUCGGAGUCCUGGGUGUCGAUGAAGGAAGUGGCGAUAUCGUUGGAGGAAACGGCCACGGCAAUUCCCAGUACGCUGAUUUGAGCAAUGAAGACAUCGAAUGGAGAACUAAAGUCCCGAUAAAACACAAACGACGCCGUUAUAUCCAGGCUAAAAGCGAACCACCUCAUCUGUGUUUCCAUGAGGGUGAUAGUAAGGUUUGUCAUGUUUACACUAGUGAUACAGGAAGCUUGCCAGUUAAUGCGAGCUUCAGACAGGCCAGUAAUACACGUAAUAAACACGAAUGGUGCGCUUAUCCAAUCACUGAAGAUUUUACCUGUAGGAUACCACGCAAAUUGGAAGCUGAUAUGGCUAAAUUUAAUCAGACUUGCUCUGUUGAAUGUGAUAUACUUGACCCGUUUGUGCUACCAGGUAGCAUUCACACGGAAAAUCAAUGCAGACAAGUAGCCGGUGAUCCAGAUAUGACAUUUUGGAUGUAUCUGACAAUCCGUUCGAUCGCGGAUAUAUUUCCAACAGCAGCCGUAACAUUGAUAGACGCAGCGAUAGUGAUAGCAACAAGAGAAACUUCCUGCGGCCGAGGUGACGUGGGUAGACAGCUAGCCUUCGGGUCACUAGGUUUCGCACUAUUUGGACCUUUAGCCGGGUACCUCAACCUCCUGAUAGCUCCAAAGCCGGCGUAUCUUUUACCAAUAAUCCUACACGUCGCAAUGAUGAUUCUCGCUGCAAUAGUAGCGCUGUCUUCUAAUGGAAUGCCUCUGAGCCCACCAGAAUGGUGGUGGCAUACAAGGUCUGGAAUGCUGGCUGUACCAAUGAGCGCGGUAAAAAGAUACGGCAGCGAAACAGCAGCUCUGGUGGUGGUACUAAUUGUCCUGGGUACUCUUUGGAGCGUGAUGGACAGUUACCUCUCGCUUUAUCUCACAGAACUGACUGGGGAUUCGUUGGCGAUAGGUGUCAUCUUGACAGUCGGUGCCUUGCCGGCGCUUUUGUUCCUCUGGAAGUCUGAACAUCUUGUCGACUACUGCGGCCACAGCAAUCUACUUAUAAUGGCGUUCACCAUGUACAUCGUCAGGUUCGCUGGAUUAAGCGUGGUAACUGACCCGUGGUGGGCGCUGGUCUCCGAGGCGUUAGAGCUUUUCACUCUCGGCAUCAUGUGGGUCACUGCUAUUCUCUAUAUGCGACACCUUAUCCCAAGAAACCUCACGGUCACUGCUCAAGCGCUGCCAGUGAUUGCCCACUUCUGCAUCGGGCGCUGUCUUGGAGCUGUUAUCGGAGCGUACGUCCACUUCGGCGACACGGAAGUUUUAUCUCUAAAGUAUGUUUAUCAAUGUAUGGCCGUGUCUGCUGCUGUGAUUGCUGUUUUUUACUUCGUUCUGUACCACGGGAUCCUCAAGCCCAAAUGUCAUGCUCAGACGAUACAAAAUGCGCGUACUACUCCUUCUAUUGUACAAGGUAUGAAUGGAAAUGGAAGUUAUACACCACUGAGAGUCUACCACAACGGCCUGGGCAGGAAAGGACAAUUUAGAUACUAA